AUGGAUAUGGCCGUCGAUGAUGACUUGUUGGUGAAUCCUAAGCCGAUGAUGGAGGAGCCACAGGUCGACUACCGAGUUUAUCCGAUCCCCGAUACAGUCCCAGAUGAAAAUUUGGAAAAAUUUUUUCAGAACGCGAAAUCGAAAUUAGAAAAGUAUGGCAUCACAAUCACUCUGAAUGCGGCUGAGCGAACCCUCACAUUCGUACAAGGGGUAAGUAAGUGGAACCCUGGCCCUGUCUUGAACAAAUAUGGCAAGUUUGAAAUCACCACUUUCACUGUGCCCUUCCCCGAAAAUCGAGCAACAAAGUUGAAACAUGUUUGGCCCGACGUCGAAGAAUUCUUGUAUGAGUUUGCCAUUUCAUGCAAUCUCAAUUUGGCACUUUCAAAAGCAACACAAUGUCAUAUCUUUCUUAACGAGAACACUUUUACUGCUGUGACUGCUGUGGAGAAUACAGUUGAAAGAAUUUCAUGGCUCAGGUCAGUUGUGGGAGACUGCAUCACCAAAAAUUUGUGUCCUGCAACCUCUAUCAGGAAGUUUGGAAACGAAUUUGGAAUGCAUCAAUCGAUGGAUGAUCUUGAGGAUCCACAUGCCAAGCACAUGGAGAUGGUGAGGUCUGCCCCUUUUUUUCUCAGAGAUAGCAUGCCUGAAGUCUGCUCUCUCUAUACGUUACUCCAUGAAAAACGAGCAGCAAAGUUGCUAGAAGCUUCGUCGAUGCUGGAGUCUUCCCUAAGUAACUAUGGCAUUUCAUGUACUCUGGAGAAGGAUUCCAUGGCAUUCACAACAACGAGAUGUACUAAUGAGCCAGAUAUCAUUGACAAGGCUUUUCAGCUACUUGAACUUCUGUCAACAACUCAUGUUCCAGUAUCUCUGGCAAUAGAAAUAUUGGAUGGUAGUAUGCAAACUUGCGUAAUUAAAAUUGGGAAUCAAGAAGGUGGGAUUUGCUCAGACUUUGGGAUCAGUGAGGAGGAAUACCUUAUACGAUGGGAAUGUCUUCGCCACUCCCUACAGGCAGUUGCCGAAACGGCGGAAUGUAAUGUAUUUCUCAACUAUUACACUGUUGCUGCUGUGGGGAAAACUUCACUAGAAUUGUUCAAGCAGUCAGUGGUAAACUGCUUUCUUCAUAAUCUGUGUCCUGGGACUGUUUGCACGGAUUAUAAUUCUGCAUCACGAGGGCUGGAAAAUAUUGAAGAUCCACACGUCAAGCACAUGGAGAUGGAAAAAUCGGGGUCGUCGUUGCACAUGCUUGAAGUCAGCUCCUUCUGUACAUUCUUUUCGCAACUACAAGCAACUCAGUUGUAUGAUAAUUGGUCAAUUGUGGAAUCGUGUUUACAAAAGCAUGACAUUUCGUGCAAACUGGUUGCGGCCGAGUUUUACAUGACAGUGUCUGUAACCACAAAGGCCGGGGAAUCAAAUAUUAGUGACAAGAUUUUGGACGUUCUUAAACUUUUAUCAGUUGGUAUUCCACCUUCUAAGGCAAUACAAGUGCUGGAAGGCAGUAUGUACUAUGACUUCAUCCGGACAGGGUCUCAGUAUGGCGGGUUUUGCUUAAAAUAAGGGAUCACGAAGGAGCAAUUUGAUCAAGUGGUUUGACCACGAGUUGAUCUCGGUUUAGAGGAAAUGGCAAGAAUCAUGAACUGUGAUGUCAGGACUAGUGUAAGGAAUAAUACUGUUCCCUGGUGCUUCGGAUGGUUUACAUUUUUUUUUUCUCGGUAUUCUCAGACUAUACUAAUAUAAUGAUCUUUACUUGCAUGUU
Molecule: messenger RNA, 1753 nt
Organism: Rosa chinensis
Lineage: Eukaryota; Viridiplantae; Streptophyta; Magnoliopsida; Rosales; Rosaceae
Exons: 17
Coding region: 1-1554 (517 amino acids)
Cellular component (GO): small-subunit processome; nucleolus
Molecular function (GO): RNA binding
Source: RefSeq, a predicted model, not a curated record